UGGCCCGCUCGGCGCUCGGCCGGCCGCCCUACGCACUGCGCCGCCGUCAUGUCGACCGCCAUGAACUUCGGGAACAAGAGCUUCCAGCCGCGGCCGCCGGACAAGGGCAGCUUCCCGCUGGACCACUUCGGCGAGUGUCGGAGCUUCAAGGACAAGUUCAUGCGGUGUCUCCGCGAGAACCGCUUCGAGAACGCCGCGUGCCGGAUCGAGUCCCGAGAAUACCUGCGCUGCCGGAUGGACAGGCGACUGAUGGCGCAGGAGCCCCUGGAGAAGCUGGGAUUCGGAGACCUGGAGGAGGGCACGGCCGAGGCACAGAGGAAGCCCUGAGUAGCCCCUGGCGAAGCGGCCCUGCCGGGCUCC
Ochotona princeps (American pika) is the source of this 360-nucleotide messenger RNA. Its product is annotated as cytochrome c oxidase assembly protein COX19. The record is from RefSeq and is a predicted model, not a curated record. Gene Ontology annotation, cellular component: mitochondrial intermembrane space. Bases 49 to 327 code for a protein of 92 amino acids. The transcript is spliced from 3 exons. NCBI's taxonomy places the organism in Eukaryota, Metazoa, Chordata, Mammalia, Lagomorpha, Ochotonidae. Gene Ontology annotation, biological process: mitochondrial respiratory chain complex IV assembly.